AUGAUGCAAACAUGUCACUAAGAAAUUGACAAACUAGUGAAAUUAUUUGUCCUCUCUAUAACUCCUAACAUUAAUCGACCUUAUUUUUACACUUGAUCUCUGAUAACAGUCUUUCCAACCUCAUUUCAAACCGAACAAACCGUAGAUCGCUCAAAACUUGUAUUCUUGCACAUCAAACGUCUAAACUCCAAUCACUUGUACCAGUAUUCGAUGGCUUCACUACCGCAACGACCCAGAAAAUGGAGAUUGAUGACGAUGCUUUUGCAAGUGGUUGGGCAUAUAUGGACGUGCAAUCUUAGCUAGAUAGCUAGAAACACAAACACACACACGAGUUCUGAAUUGGUCUUUGGAAACCACAUGAUUUUUGUUCCAUGUGUAUAGCUAGCCAGCCAAGCCACAGCACAUACAUGCCAAAAUUCAUAUUGGGCUCCAUAUUACAUAUGGUGCAUUAUAACAGUACUAUAACGUGUUUUUAUGUCACUAAUGACCUCAUGAUUACCAUUUUCACUGGGUUAAUUGGCGGGUUGGGUUCGGGUUUUGCCAGUACAUAGAAACAUAUUUGUACACGAAAAAAUUCUGAUAAUAUUAUGAUGUGGGUAUUUAAAGUGUGAUUAUGUUCAUAAACUAAUGAGUACUCAUGGAUACAUUGUGAUAAUAUUAUGAUGUGGCUAUUUUGAAAAAAUAAAAUGUGAUUAUGUUCAUAUGGUAAGAACGGAAUUAAAUCGAGUGGCUCAGAUAAUAAUAAAAAAAUCGCGACAUCUAAAUAAUAGAAGAGUGGAUUGUUAUGGAAAGGGGAGAAAAUGUCCAAAAUAAAGGGGAGGCACCGCAAAACAAAGACGAAGUGGGACCCGCCCUAGUUGUACCUUGACGUGUCAUUUUCUACCCUUCUUAUAUUAAACGCGCCAUUAGCUAUUUAGCAUUAGCCUUAGCUUAGAGGCACUCCUCCACCGCCCUCCACCGCCUCCCCGGUGGCCGCCGGUGGGUCCUCCAUUCUAUGUACAUCUUUCUUCCGAUCAACUACUCUCUCCCUCUCCACCUCCCGUCCGGCCCUCCGAAGAAGCAGACGAAUAUUACCUAUGACGUGUAUACACAUUCACAUAUGAAAAAAAAAAGGUUAGGUUAAUUAGUUAUCUUUCACCGCGUCACACAGUACCCAAUUGAUGCAUUACAAUUGUAGACGCGAGGCGUUAUUUUAUUUUGAAGAAUACUAUACAUUGAUCGACUACUUUGUGUGUCCUUAACUCAAUUGAUAUUACAAUAUUCCAGCCAUGAUCGAUCGACCAAGAUUUACCUUCGACGAAUGAAACAUUAAUUGUCGCCAAAGAAAAGACGAGAAGUGGGGGAAAAAAACACGGUUGAAAUUCUGGGGGUGUGAGCCAGCCAGCAGCUCGAGUCACUGCGUGUGAUGUGGUGAAGAGUGAGUCAAGUGAGCGAGUUAGUCGAGUCAAUCGGUUUUAUGCAAAAAGGAAAAGAAGAGAAAGAAAGAAGAAAAAAAACUAAUUAAUAAUAUCAACAAAAAUCCUCCUCUUCAUUCAUCCCUUCCUUCCCUUUCUUCAUCUCCACAACCACAGACAACACCGCCUCCUACUUCUAUAUAUCCAUCCAUCCCCAUAAACCCAACAAAGAACAAGAAACAAGAAUCCCCGAGCGAGUGACCUGAGCCGAGCCGAGCCGAGAGAGAAGCAAGAGCAUGAUCAGCAGAGAUGAGGAGGAGAAGAGCAGCGAGGCGGCAGGAGAAGGAGGAAGCAACAAUAGCAGCAGUACUGGCGGUGGAAGCAAGGAACAGCAGCUGGCAGUUGUUGUUGGUGGUGGUGAUGAUCACGAGCACGACAUGGUGAUGCCGGGGUUUCGAUUCCACCCGACGGAGGAAGAGCUGGUGGAGUUCUACCUUCGCCGUAAGGUGGAGGGCAAGCGCUUCAACGUCGACCUCAUUACUUCCCUCGACCUUUACCGCUACGACCCUUGGCAGCUCCCAGCGAUGGCGGCGAUAGGGGAGAAGGAGUGGUUCUUCUACGUGCCGAGGGACAGGAAGUACCGAAACGGGGACCGGCCGAACCGGGUUACGGCGUCCGGUUACUGGAAGGCGACGGGGGCGGACCGGAUGAUCCGGACCGAGGGAUCGAGGUCGUCCAUCGGGCUGAAGAAGACGCUGGUGUUCUACUCCGGCAAGGCGCCGAAAGGGAUAAGAACAAGCUGGAUCAUGAACGAGUAUCGCCUCCCGCACCACGACACCCAGCGCUACCACAAGACGACGGAGAUAUCGCUUUGCCGAGUAUACAAGAGACCAGGAGUCGAAGAUCACCACGGUGGCGGCGCUUCUCUCCCACGCUCACUUCCUUCAACCAGGACGCCUCACCACCACCACCACCACCAUCAACAACACCGCCAACAACAUCCACAACUACAACAACCUUCAUCACAAUACCCACAUCUCAACCUCCAGCAGCCCUUCACCUCCUCCUCCUUCGCCGCCGCAACAUCCCUUCACCACCACCACCACCACGAACCACCGCCGCCAAAUGAAGUAGUGGACGAGCAGUUCUUGAUCCUCAGCGGCGGCGGGGGAAGUGACACUAACAACAGCAACAUUAAUAAUAGUAAUAGUAACGCCGGUCUAAUUAGUUCUCUAGAUGAUCUGCACCGGCUGGUGAACUUCCAGCAACAACAGCAACAGCAAAUGAUGUUCCUCCCUCCACAUCAGCAGCAGCAGCAGAUGGGGGUGAACCAAAUCGUGCUCCCGACGCCGAGCUUCAGCAACGGCAGGUCGCCGUUGCAGAUAUGGGAGUGGAAUAAUAACGUCUCCGUAUCUCAGCGGGCUGGUGAUGAUCAUGACGAUCAUCAAGCUAAUGAUAAUAUUAAGUGGGAUUAAACUGAGCUAAUAUGUAGAUUCUCACGUGUACGUGCAUGAUGAUGAUAAACCCUAAUGCUGUAUGAUUAUGUAAUAUGUACCAGUAAUCAGUCGAUUCUUGAUUAUGGUCAAUAAUUUUGUAGCUUUAUAUGGGGUUAGGGCUUAUCAGUUUAUAUAUAAUCUAAGCCGUAUCUAUAUGUAAUUAAUGUACGUACGGGGAAUAACAACAGAAGCACAGUGAUUCAAAAUGCAUUGCGCGUGCACUUCUUAACGCUCGCCCUUAAAUGAAAGUCAACUUGUUAGCUUGAAGUUUGCAAGCAAUUGAUCCCAAUAAUUCGAGCUAUUGGGAGAAGUUAUUAUGGAUCUUAUAUCAAUAUUUACUAGUGAAGCUCUCGCAUUUAAGGUGUGAGUUUUACCCUGCGUACCCUGUUUGCAUCCACGUGAGAAUCAACGCGAGAGAGGAAGGAUAAUGCCAAUUCAAAUCAACGCGGCUCCUCUACUCCCUCCUCUCGCCUAAAAUUCUCCUGUAUUUUGAGCCAUAACAGUAUCCACAUCAAUGCAAUUGCAAAAAUUAAUGACAAUUGUUGCUUUUUUGCCCGCUCAAUAAUUAUGCAAUCCAACUCAUUUAAAUGUAAUUGAACCUACAUCAAUGCAAUUCAUUGCAAUUGCAAUAAAAAAAAACAUCUAAAAUAUAUUUUAUAUUAUUCAAAUAACAUUAGUAAAUAAGAAGAAAAAGUAGUCAAACCCCACUAGCUAGACACGUUUAAUUGCAUAUGGGCUUUCACUAUAUGAAACCUUGCAUAUUUGCAAGCACUUCACACAUCAGUAAAAUUCAUUUUGCAAUUGCAACAGCACAUCCGCGUCAUAAUGAAAGUAGAAAAUGGUAACUGAUGCAAGUGCACUAAGAGCAUCCACAUCAAUGCAAUUCCCAAGUUAAUUACAUAUAAUUUUUUGAUUAUCAUCUCAAAUUUUAUGCAAUCCAACUCACUUUUAUUUCAUUGCACCUACAUCAAUGCAAUUCACUUGCAAUUGCAUAUAUGAUAGUUUAAAUAAUGAUAUAAUAAAAGAUAAAAAAUUAAGAGAGAGAGAAAUAAAUGAUUGCUUUUUUUUAUUUUCCUAUUUGGCUUGCAUAUUCAAUUUCAUUUAAUGCAAACUUGCAUUUUUAGCUUGCAAGUGCCCACUACAUUGGUGCAAUCCGCUUUGCAAUUGCAUUUUGACUGUCAUGUAGGAUUUGCAAUUGAGCAAAUAUCAUUGAUGUGGAUGCUCUAAGAACGCAAAUUUGCCGAGACGGUGAAGGUUUGGGAGUUGUAGAUCCUAUGUUCGAAUCCAAGCGAGGCCCGUUGGUGGCCUCCAUGUUUAGUAGGUCUCGCUAUCACAAAGUGGCAUGUUUAGCAGCUACCCAAUUCAGUUGGCUUUCCUUCUGUUUUGUUUCUCGUCGACUUAAUAGGGCCGCCCAUCUUGUGGCACAUAAAGCCCUUUCAUUGGGAGUUCGACUAUUGGUCGACUCCCUCGCUUUACUUGACUCCUCUAUUUGACUAUCUUGUUACCCCUACUCUUGAGGGGGAAAAAAAUUAUUUCUUAUAUAAUUUUUACAUAAAUAUGUUGGGCUCGAGGGCCUUUAAAAAUGGGCCAAAGAUUUGGGGAUGAGUGGGCUGGAGCUGCAGUCUGCGACCCAACACUGCAGAAAGAACGGAACCUAAGAGUGAAGGUUUGACAGGCAGUGAAUCAGUGAUACCACGGAUAGGAUUCGAUUAGUGUUAAAUGACCAAAAUUCUACCCAGAGUUCAUAAGUUGUGGGUGUAAUAAGUUUCGUUUACUGGC
Molecule: messenger RNA, 4669 nt
Organism: Linum trigynum
Lineage: Eukaryota; Viridiplantae; Streptophyta; Magnoliopsida; Malpighiales; Linaceae
Source: the annotation of a GenBank genome assembly